CGAACAUAAACAUCUGUGUCGGAGACAUCUCGCUGUGUCUCAAUUGCCCUCGAUUAUUCCCACCACCCAUAACGAAACCCGGAGGUAAUCGCCUCGUUGCCUACCACGGCUAAGUCAAAGCAGAAGCCCGAUAUCCCGGGCUCAAAGCUCUCCCUCCUUCCGCUUCCAGCGCGACCACCUUAACGUCCCAUUCGUGAGACGUUGAUAAUCACUUACACCACCACUGUAGCUGGCUCCGCCAGCAUCUAAUAAGCCGAUACAGUCCUGUGGGCCUACUCUCUCAAACGGACACCGCAAGGUUCGUUUGAGUGGUAGCUAGUGCUCCGCGGAAGACCAAUUGCCGAGAUCGUGGAAACGAUACGAAACUCGGACUCUUUUUGAACGUCUUUCGCCUGUUGUACGGCCGUCGGCACUCCUGGGAGAGAUGGUUGACCUUGAGGUUCCCCCCAACUACACCUUUUCGCCAUCUGAGGGUACGCCUCACUUGACCAUUAAUCAUGAGGUCGCCGCCGAGCUAGACUCCAGCAAUGCCUUUGAGGGUCCGGAGAAGCUGCUCGAGGUCUGGUUUGCGCCGAGCGCUGAGGCUCUGCCAGCCAGCGCCAAAGAAAACGGGCUGAAAGCCGUCAACCCCACCGAAUGGGAGGGCAUGUUGGACCUGGUGAAUUGCAAGGUCCUGUCCAUUGUCAACUCGGACCAUGUCGACGCCUACCUCUUGUCCGAGUCCAGCAUGUUUGUCUUCCCCCACAAGAUCAUCCUGAAGACGUGCGGCACCACGACGCUGUUGCUGGGUCUCCAUCGACUCCUCCACAUCGCGGCGGUCCAUGCCGGCUUACCCUUCCACAACGCCAAGUCGCUGAACGAAAUCCACGCGGCCGCGACCCCCUACCGCGUAUUCUACAGCCGCAAGAGCUUCUUGUUCCCCGACAAGCAGCGCGGGCCCCAUAGGAGCUGGAAGCAAGAAGUCAAGUAUCUGGACGACAUGUUCGAGGGCGGCAGCGCGUACAUGGUGGGCAAGAUGAACGGAGACCAUUGGUACCUGUACAUCACCUCGCCGAGCAACAUGCUGACGCCGCCGAGGACGCCGGAGGAAGAGAAGAGCCUCGGCAGCCCGACCCGCACCAAGAAGAUCCCGACCGGCCUCAUGACCAGCCUAGGCGCUAUCCACGAAGAUACCCACGAUGAGACUUUGGAGAUCCUCAUGACGGACCUCGAUCCAGAGAAUGCCAAGCAGUUUUACGUGUCACACGCGAGUGCGGUCGCGAACGAACAGGUAUCUGCGCAGGUUCAGGAAGCGCGACGGGACGCACACGAGAGCCUCGGCAACCUCAGCAACGGCACCGUCAGCUCGACCGCCGAAUCGGCCGACGCGACCUUUGACGUGUUCAGCAACAGCGAGGAGUCCGACUUGGCUGGAGGGACCCACACGCCUCUCACCGAUCACGUCAUCACCGAGUGCCUCACCACCGAGGGCCACGCGCUCGGCACCGUCGUGUCCAACAGCUGUGGCCUCUCGAACGUGUACCCGGCGUCCAUCUACCCGGAUGCGCGCAUCGACGCAUACCUGUUCUCCCCGUGCGGAUUCUCCGCCAACGGCGUUGUCCCGGCGGCGGUAGCGACAUCGGCCGAGAAGCAUGGCGAGUCGGGCAGCGGUAGCGAGAGCGACAGCAAGCCGGUGGCGCACUACUUCACUGUGCACGUCACGCCGGAGCCCAACUGCUCGUUCGCGUCGUUCGAGACCAACCUGCCGGGCGGGCGGCACCAGGGCCGUGAGACGGCGGACGUGAUCGAGCACGUCGUGGGCAUCUUCAAGCCCGGCCGGUUCAGCGUGACGCUCUUCGAGGCCAAGGGCGGGGCCGAGCGUGCCGUCGAUCUGGCGCGGCGCCGCGGCGGCGACGACGACGGGCAGCGGAGCUGGGGCGAGGCGACCAAGCAGCGGGUGGAGCGCAUCAAGGGCUACCGCCGGAUCGACCGUAUCGUACACGACUUUGAGGACUACGACCUGGUGUUCCGGUACUACGAGCGGGAGGGUUGGGCCGGGUAUGGGGGAGCCAGGGUCGGAGAGGAGUUGUAGUAGUGAACAGUGCUACCUGCGUUUCCUGUUCUCGGUUGGUAUUUAUUGACGGUGGCUGGGACAUGGGAGCCCAGAUUGGAAUAAGCUGCCUGCCAUUGUCUAGUAUACAUUACCGUCACUUCCAACCGUCGUGUCUGGCUGCAUACAACAAGCCAACUAAUAUCUCAGUCCACGUUUUCAUUUCUUUUUGCCAUUCUUGAGUCCAUCUUCUGCAGAUCGUUUGUGAACCCUUUCGCGAUGCUGCUUUUGGGCGGUGGACGACAUCUGUUUGCAGCGCCGGGAUCGUGACUUGAGACAUCACAUUCCAGCAGGCUACAACGUCGACAGCAGCGACAGGCCACCCAUCUCUCUGACAACCUUCCCGAGGAAUGUGAAGGGUCUC
Phialemonium atrogriseum is the source of this 2453-nucleotide messenger RNA. RefSeq names its product S-adenosylmethionine decarboxylase. The transcript is spliced from 2 exons. Gene Ontology annotation, molecular function: adenosylmethionine decarboxylase activity. Lineage: Eukaryota; Fungi; Ascomycota; Sordariomycetes; Cephalothecales; Cephalothecaceae. Gene Ontology annotation, cellular component: cytosol. The record is from RefSeq and is a predicted model, not a curated record. Gene Ontology annotation, biological process: spermine biosynthetic process; spermidine biosynthetic process. The coding region runs from base 425 to 2071 and encodes 548 amino acids.